This is a messenger RNA of Boeremia exigua, 636 nucleotides long. RefSeq lists its product as uncharacterized. Lineage: Eukaryota; Fungi; Ascomycota; Dothideomycetes; Pleosporales; Didymellaceae. The record is from RefSeq and is a predicted model, not a curated record. Bases 70 to 636 code for a protein of 188 amino acids. The transcript has 2 exons.
CUCCUCUCCAAUCUCCUCUCCAACUCCAACACUCCUCAGUACGACAAUUGCAUACCCCACCCGCGCACAAUGGCAGACCCCGCACUCCCACCACUCGCCACGCUCCCGCCGCUCCUCUUCGCCGCCGCCGUGAGCACGUACGGCCUGUACCUGUGCCGCGCCAACAUCACGCGCCUGCAGACCUACGAGUCCGCGUCUAAGAAAGCCGCCGAAUGGAGCGAGACAGCCGCCCAGCGCCUGCGGAAAACGCGCAGCACGCAGGCUAGCGGGACGCUUGCGCUAACCCUCUCCUUCCUCCCCUCAACAACCCUCCCCUUCCUCCCCUCCUACCAAACCCCCAGCUUUCUAGGCAUCACCGGCCUGGCCCUCGGCACCGCCCUGUACGUCGCCCGCGCCCACAUGUCCGGCUUCUGGAACGAGCGCACCCAGACCAAGAUCCCGCUGGUUCACGAUUUCAACGACGCGGUGAGGGGCAGCGAGGCCGUGGUCGGCGUGCUGGAGGUGCUGGCGUUUAGUUGGGGGGUUGCGGGGUGUGUGUGGGCGCUUGGGUGGGGCGGGGUGGGUUUGGGGGUUUGGGGGGUUGUGGUGGUGGGGAGGGGGGCGUGGGUUGUUGGGCAGGCGGGGGGAGGGGCGUGA